Molecule: messenger RNA, 510 nt
Organism: Caenorhabditis bovis
Lineage: Eukaryota; Metazoa; Nematoda; Chromadorea; Rhabditida; Rhabditidae
Source: the annotation of a GenBank genome assembly
AUGCAAAUGACAAAUGAUGGAGAUCGAAAAGCGCAUAUAGUGAUAACUGCUCAUACACAUAUUCGUACGGUUGAUUUUCCCGAGGUGAGCAACGUCUGUGUAAAAUUGGCUGCUGUCGCACCGGGAGACUGGAAAAUUGUCAGCGGCGAGCAAACCGCUUUAUCGGCUUUCUCGUACCGCGGCGGUGCUCACAAAAUGAAUAUUGAUUUGUCCCAUUCCAACACUUUUCGAAGCACAUCCGCUCAUAUGUGGCCGCGUUACGUUAUUACGUGUUUUACAAGAGAUCGAGCUGGUGACGAUUCUCUUACGGGCUAUGGGACCUUAUUUUUGCCGUCGACUUCAGGAAGGCAUACCCUGAAAGUGUUCUGCUACAUCCCGGAACCAUCAUCAAUGAUACAAAGAAUCAUGGCUCGAUUUCGCGGAUUAAUGGUUGAACUUGUAAAUCCCAUGAUGCCAGCAUUUGCAGAUGGUCGAUUCGGUGAGAAAAUUAGAUUUGAUACUCAAACUUAA